Panicum hallii is the source of this 1390-nucleotide messenger RNA. RefSeq names its product DNA repair protein RAD51 homolog 4. The coding region runs from base 104 to 1015 and encodes 303 amino acids. Gene Ontology annotation, molecular function: single-stranded DNA binding; ATP-dependent DNA damage sensor activity; ATP binding. The transcript is spliced from 9 exons. Gene Ontology annotation, cellular component: Rad51B-Rad51C-Rad51D-XRCC2 complex; replication fork; centrosome. Lineage: Eukaryota; Viridiplantae; Streptophyta; Magnoliopsida; Poales; Poaceae. The record is from RefSeq and is a predicted model, not a curated record. Gene Ontology annotation, biological process: double-strand break repair via homologous recombination; reciprocal meiotic recombination; DNA strand invasion.
GACGACCAAAAGAGGCCCAUAUCAAAUAACGAAAGCGUGGCUCACGCUAGCACAAACCUAAGUGGCAAGCGGCAAGGCAGCAACUGCCCGGCGGGCGGCGGCGAUGUCGGCGACUCGUGGCAGAAGCGGAGGAGGAGCCACCACAUCCGGCUGCGGCCUCAAGCGCCGCAACGCACCACAAGAUCAAGAGGAUAGUAAGAUGAUGAAUCAAGAUCAGCCUUCCACCGAAGAUUGGUGUGGGCGAUUUUGGAAUGGGAUGGAAUUGCUCAAGGACGUCACCGAAAAAAAGCAUUUCCUCCCUACUGGACUUGAAGGCAUUGACACACUACUUGGAGGUGGUCUGCGCCAAGGUCAGCUAACAGAGAUUACUGGACCGUCAUCUUCGGGUAAAACACAGGUCUGUCUACAUUGUGCUUCAAAUAUUGCAGCCAAGCAGAUGGGGGUGGUUAUGUACUUGGAUACUAGUAACUCCUUCUCUCCUAGUCGCGUUGCUACAAUAAUUUAUGGAAUCUCUGACCUAUUUGGUCAAAGAGGUUUUGAAUUGCAGCCAAAGGAUGCAAGGCUCAAGAGUGUCAUGAGAAGCAUCAUCUGUGAGUCUGUUUUUGAUAUAUUUGCUUUGUUUGAAGUACUACAUCAACUUGAAGUCUCUCUGCUUAAUGACAAGGUAAACAAUGGUGGUAGCAAAGUUUGUUUGCUUAUCAUUGACUCAAUAUCAUCCUUACUUGCUCCCAUCAUUGGAGGCAAGUAUCCACAAGGGCGGUCGAUGAUGAUAUCAGUGGCAGUGAUUCUAAAGAAGUUAGCAGAUGAGCAUAACCUAUCUGUUCUGGUAACCAAUCAUAUGGUUUCUGCUGGCAAUGGAGCUGUCAAGCCUGCUCUUGGAGAGAGCUGGAAAGCUGUUCCACAUGUCCGCCUGAUGUUGUCUCGUGAAUGUCAAAAUAAUAUCUGCACAGCAACUGUGCUGAAGCACACACUAAUGGCUUCUGGGCGUACUGCAAAAUUUGCGGCACCCAGCUGACCUUCCAGAGAUGAGGACCAUUAGCCAGAUGAUUGGUGGUUCCAGCCCCCGUCAUCCGUAGUUAACGCCUCCCUUUUUGGCUUUACAUGGUGUUCGUAUGUCCUGUCAAGUUGAGCAGCUUGUGUAUAUAUAUGUACUUGGUUGUCGGAGUAGACCUUUUCUUGCUUGUACUCCCUCCGUGCUAAAGUAAGUGUAGUUUGAGGAUUCAAAUUUGUCACAAAAUUUGUCCCAAAAUACAAAAUAGUGUAGUUCUCGCUUUCCAAUACAACUAUAUCUAUAUCUCUCUCCCUGCUCUAACCUUUCUGGUUUCAUGUGCACUCUACUUUUUUAUCUUUCCUUAAUUCUCGUACCCACUCCUAAAACUACACUUAUUUU